GACGAGUGUACCGAAUGAGCCAACCAGUUAGUGACUUUGGCUGACGCGGACGCUGAACGACAGUGCGAGUCACGACAUUUAUCGCAAUGUUUUCGACUUUUAAUCAGAGCAAUCGUACUUUGCGAUUGGAUCUUUGCCAGCUAAGAUUUUUAUGGUUACUCGUCAUGUUAAUCUCCCAAAGUGUUUUUCCCCAUUAUAACCCAGUUUUCAAUACAGCGAUUAAUCCCCUCUUGGCCAUCCUUCGAACCUAUGUGCGUGGCGUAUCGAUUUCAGCAUGAUUCCCUUGUGACCUCACAUUAUGUUCGAAUUUGCAAACCCACACUGAUAUGUUCCUCUUAUUUAGUCUGCUAUUCUCUGCACCCUCAAGUUGUUAGAUUCCACAUUUUCUUCACAACUUGAGGAUGUCGAGUUCUCCCUUCUCUGACGCUGACAUGGCCUCGCUCGUAGAGGACAAUACCCAGUACCCUCAACAAGUAUGGUAUACUAUCGCCGCCUUUCUUUUUGUAGUCGGCUGCUUCCAAUGGGGAUUAUUCCUUCACUCAAAGUUCGCCAGGCGGGCAUGCCAUAAGUACGACGAAGAAACGGUCAUCACCAACGGGGUUCAUCGAAAAUUUUCUCUUCGUCGAAUUCCGCUUGCCGUCAUAAAUGUCUAUCGCAUUGUUGCCUUCCGAUGGACCCUGGAAAUAGGACAAUCUUAUACCCUCAACAUGGCAGAGGUUUUCGUCACUGUGGCAUACAUCGUCCUCCUGUUGAUUUAUGCCUUCAUUAAUACCACCUCAGCCGAGGGUCAGAAGCUUGACAUCAACUUCUGGAGCAACCGUAUAGCCAUGCUGGCGGCUAGUCAGCUUCCAAUUGUCACAGCGCUUGGCACAAAGAACAAUAUCGUGUCUCUGGCCACGGGCAUCAGUUACGAUAAGCUCAACUAUACUCAUCGAAUGAUAGCUAGGACAUGCUUCAUGCUACUUUGGGUACAUGGGGCAGGCCAGAUUGUAUCCUAUCCCAACUUCCAGGAAACUCUGAGCCAACCAUGGCUUCGCGCCGGUAUCACUGCCAUGAUCGCUUUCUCUAUUCUGAUCUUAGUAUCACUGCGUCCCGUUCGCAGUAACAUCUAUGAGGUUUUCUUUUGUGUUCACAUCCUUAGCGUCCUCGUAGUGCUGGUGGGAGGAUAUUAUCACGCCAAGGGUGCUUACGGGUCGUACUGGAUAUGGCCCUCGUUUGUGUUCUGGGCUUUCGAUCGCUUCAUCCGAGCAAUCCGACUUGUCGUAUUCAAUCACUCUUACUUUGGGUUCAAGUCAGGAACUGGGACAAUGGACGCAGCGACAGAAUUGCUUUCCGAAGGUGUCAUUCGACUACGUCUAUGUCGACCCCCGCAUUUCCAUUGGUCCCCAGGACAAUCAGCAUAUCUAAUCAUGCCCUCAGUUUCGACACUGCCAUUCGAAGCGCACCCUUUUACUAUUGCGAGUUUUGAUUCUAGUCUGCUGUCAACCGCAUCAGCGGAGGAUCGACCCAGCCGUGAUGUUACGGGACCUAGCGCUCCGUUCUGGAAGGAGCUAGUAUUUUUGGUCAACGUGCGGGGGGGUUUCACGAAAAAACUAAAGGAAAUAGCUGCCAGGAAGGAAACUGUCAAAGUUUUUGUGGACGGUCCUUAUGGCCCAUCUCCUGACCUCAGUUCAUAUGAUACCUCUGUAUUGGUGGCAGGCGGAUCUGGCGUCUCGUAUACUCUCCCUGUCUUCCUCAACAUUAUCGAACGCGUACGCAAGGGGAAAAGUUCUUGCACACGGGUUGUGUUCAUUUGGGCAAUUCGCGGUGCUGAGUACGUCCAAUGGAUCGAAGAGGCGCUUAUCAAAGCCGUUCGGCUUGCCCCGCCGUCUUUGACAGUUUCUAUCCGCAUCUUUAUCACUGCUUCAUCCACGACGCAAUCCAAGUCCUUCAGGGAAGACGAUGACAGCAUUUCAAGCUCCACCGAGAAAAAACGCAAUCCCGGACACAUGACAGCUAGGAAAUAUUCCUUAUCACUAUCAUUCAUGUCGCUGCGCGGCGUUAGGACUGAAAAUGGAAGACCGGAUCUAGAUGCACUGCUCAAAGAAGAGGUCAGUGUAACCUCGGGGAGGAUGUCGGUGAGCGUUUGCGGAUCGCAGGCUAUAGCGCGUGCGGUUCGUCAUGCGCUUCGUUUCCCGGUCUCUGGGCCUUCUAGUAUCCUCAGUGGUGGACCGAGCAUCACACUGCAUGUCGAAUCGUUUGGAUACGCUUGAUAGUCUUGAUUCCCUUUUACUUAUACUCCAUUGUUCACUGUAUGAUUGACCCAUGAUUACUGUGUAAUCAUCUCGCGAUUUGUUACUGUAGCUUUCGAGGAAUGUAUCCGUCAGCUGUAAAGGAAGGUUAAAUAGCUUGUACAUAAAGUAGAAUAGACACCUGGUCGGCGAAGACUUCCAUCAUCAUUAGUCUGAAUUUAUCUAAUCAAGCCAUUCAAAUCAACA
Suillus bovinus is the source of this 2477-nucleotide messenger RNA. RefSeq names its product ferric reductase NAD binding domain-containing protein. NCBI's taxonomy places the organism in Eukaryota, Fungi, Basidiomycota, Agaricomycetes, Boletales, Suillaceae. Gene Ontology annotation, cellular component: plasma membrane. Gene Ontology annotation, molecular function: ferric-chelate reductase activity. The record is from RefSeq and is a predicted model, not a curated record. The transcript is spliced from 11 exons. Gene Ontology annotation, biological process: intracellular iron ion homeostasis; copper ion import; iron ion transport. The coding region runs from base 402 to 2252 and encodes 616 amino acids.